Molecule: messenger RNA, 1446 nt
Organism: Ostertagia ostertagi
Lineage: Eukaryota; Metazoa; Nematoda; Chromadorea; Rhabditida; Trichostrongylidae
Source: the annotation of a GenBank genome assembly
AUGUUUUCGGUCUCUCCACAGUCCAAGGUUCCCUUCUGUACUAUGCAAUAUGAACGUUUAUUCAAUAGCUGUCGCGUUCCUGGAGAAGAGUGUGACAAGUUCUUCCACUGGGAUGAUGCAAAACAUGUAGCAGUUUACAACAGGGGAUGCUGGUUCAAGGUCAUCGUACACAAUGGAAAACGUUAUUUGGAAGCUUGCGAAUUACAAGUGCAAUUCGACGCAAUCUUAAAUCAGGAGAUUGCACCGCAUCCAGCCGAGGAAAAGCUGGCAGUGUUGACAGCGGGAGAACGUACUCAUUGGGCCAAAACUCGCCGCGCCUAUCUUCGCUCCGGUAUCAAUAGAACAAGUCUCAAUGACAUCGAACGUGCAGCUUUCGUUGUCAUUCUCGACGAUGAGGAGGUCUCAUAUGACAAAAAUGACUCCAGUAAGUUGGAUCGGUGGGCGCACAAUCUUCUUCACGGAAAAGGCUAUAAUAGAUGGUUUGACAAGUCCUUCAACAUAAUCGUUUCUAAAAAUGCGCAUGUGGGAGUGAAUACGGAACAUUCUUGGGGAGAUGCGGCAGUGACCGCCCAUUUUAUGGAAUGGAUGCUUCUACACGAUAUAAUGCUCACAGGAUAUGAUGAAAAUGGCAACACAAAAGGCGAACCUUCUCUCCGCCUGAAGCCUGAGCGACUCAAGUGGGAAAUUCCGGAACCGGCAGUGGCAGCCAUUGAAGUUUCUAUGAAGGUUGCGCAAGCGCUAAUCGACGACGUUGAAAUGGCUCUUUUGGUCUGGACUGAUUAUGGCAAAGGAUUUAUCAAGAAAUUGGGUGUUUCCCCUGAUGCUUACCUUCAGAUGGUUCUGCAAUAUACGUACUACAAGAAUCAACAAAAAUUCUGCUUAACCUAUGAGGCCUCAAUGACACGCCUCUAUCGCGAAGGUCGCACUGAAACAGUGCGGUCAUGCACAACCAAGUCUUCGGAAUUCGUGCUUUCCAUGCUCGACCCGUCAAAAACGCGUGACGAGCGCCUUGCACUUCUGAGAAAGGCAUGUGAUUAUCAUCAAGAACUAUAUCGAGAUGCAAUGUGUGGAAAAGGUGUCGACCGUCAUCUGUUUGCAUUAUAUGUGAUCAAACGAUACCUCGAGGAAGAGUCACCUUUCUUUGAUCGGGUUUUCCCUCCCACGUACCUUUUGUCUACUAGUCAAACUCCUUUGAAUCAAGUGGAUUGUGAAAAGUAUGGCAUGAAUGCUGAGCAGAGAAUGCGACUGACUACUGCUGGUGGUGGUUUUGGACCUGUCGCAGAUCGCGGUUAUGGAGUGUCCUACAUUGUUGCUGGGGAACACCAAAUUUCAUUCCACAUUUCCAGUAAACGAUCUGCUGAUAAUACGAGUUCGAAAGAAUUUCGUGAGGAGCUGAAGAGGUCACUGAGCGACAUGCAUGAGCUAUUCGUUGGCGACGCAAAAUGA